AUGGUCACCACAUUGCCCUGUCUCACAUCUAGCAUUCGCCUCCGUUGGCAGCCAGCUGCCCAAAGAGAAACUGCGCUUCAGCACUCGAGCACUUAUUGCUUCGCGCCACCCGUCAGAAGAGCCAGGUGCCCUGCCAUGGCCGGCCGAAGAGCUUCGCUUUUGUCUGCCUUCGCAGCAGGCGCUGUGCUGCACUUGCUGAUGAGCAACACCGUGUUCGUGCAGCCUGGACCAGGACCUGAGAAGUGCUGGUAUUCCACAGGAAAGGUGAACCUGGGCGUGGAUGGAUCGGUCGUGAAGUCCAAGAACAUGCCCGCACCGGUUCUAGAGGCGACAGAGGCAACAAACACUGCCAUCAAGGAAUGCUUGGAUGAAGGCUGCUCCAUUGAUGCUUUGAUGGAGUUGGACAAGAAGCUUGCCAAGGAUGAGGCUACCAUCAAGAAGAGCCUCGACAAUUUGCACAGCUCGCAAGCUGAAGAGUACUCGGAGGAAGGCAAGGAGCAGAUUGCCUGGCUGAGCAAUUACUUGGACCGCAGUGGAAGCCUCCGCGCCCAACUCCAGGCAGUCAAGACCUUGAAGGCUGAGGGAGACUUGGUUGCCCAGCUCGUGCGUGCUGCGUCAGUGGCCUUUGGCGGAGGGCGCAAGGGUGACUAUCCCAAGGCCCAAAUAUGCAAUGUCCGGGUGCACCGUGCGUGA
Symbiodinium sp. CCMP2456 is the source of this 693-nucleotide messenger RNA. NCBI's taxonomy places the organism in Eukaryota, Dinophyceae, Suessiales, Symbiodiniaceae. The record is from the annotation of a GenBank genome assembly.